Lactuca virosa is the source of this 393-nucleotide messenger RNA. Lineage: Eukaryota; Viridiplantae; Streptophyta; Magnoliopsida; Asterales; Asteraceae. The record is from the annotation of a GenBank genome assembly.
AUGAAUGAUCUUGUUUCGACUGCAUUACUGAUGGGUGAUCUUAAAUAUAAUGAUAAUCCAGACAAAAUAACUUAUGUUCUUGGAUAUGGACAUCUCAAGACUUUUCUGGAUGAUUAUUUUGCACAUCUGGCUCUGACAGAUAUCGAUCUUUCUAAUCACUUCAACAGAAGAUUGAAAGUUCCUAAGGCGUUGCUAAAAGGGAAAAUAAGCAUAAAGGAUUAUGAUGAUGUAAAGAUUGUGCAUGAUCAUUUUGGUGUUGUGUUAAUUGGAAAAGGGACGAAGAAGAGAAGGAAAAAGUUCUUAUUUCAUGUUGAUGAUGUUGAAAGGUAUUCGAAUACAUAUCUUAUCAGUAUUCUACUUCACAUCAACAACUGUCAGAAAAAACAAGAAUGA